AUGGAUAACGAACAUCAAGCACAGCACAGCGAGGAAUCGCAUCUCCCUCCUCACAUCGAGCGCUCCCAAUCGAGUUCUUCGUCCUCAUCAGUCGACCACGACCACGACGAGCCACAGAUUCACCAGCCUACACCAAUCCGUCCUCGCCUGCCUAGUCGAAAGAGCAGCGGACCGCUGGUCGUACCCAGAGACAGCUCCGCCGUUGGCCCUAUUGAUACUGAGUUUGGACCCGACGAUGUUAGAGCGAUGAGCCCGCGCAGGACGAGUGAGGAUAUUGAGGCACUUGGCAGAGAGGCGAGGGAAGAACUGAAGAGACACGCAAAGGCUCUGCAAGAGUCCCUCCUUACGAUCUUCAACCGCAUCGAGGCGGUUCGUGAGGAACACGACAAGCUUGACAGCAACAACAAGUUCCUCCAAAAAUACAUUGGUGAUCUAAUGACGACAAGCAAAAUCACCGCACCGCCAAGCAAGGGCAAGAAGUAA
This is a messenger RNA of Colletotrichum truncatum, 483 nucleotides long. RefSeq lists its product as uncharacterized. The record is from RefSeq and is a predicted model, not a curated record. Lineage: Eukaryota; Fungi; Ascomycota; Sordariomycetes; Glomerellales; Glomerellaceae. Gene Ontology annotation, cellular component: trans-Golgi network.